AUGUUCGGUUUUCUAUCUAGUCCGCCCCCUUGGGAAGAGAUGUCGUGGUGGGGGGAGAAUGUCAUCUCUGACAAGACAAGCCAUAUGGCAUUGAUAUUGAAUAUGAAGACAGCACGGCUGCGCGCUGAGGUGGACGCUCUACUAAAGGGGGGUUCUAAGACAACGUCCAAGAUCGAUCGGGCUCUCAAUCUCUUGCAGCAAGCCCGCCAACUGCUAGCCAAGCUGACAAGCUGGGUGGAGAGCUCAUCGUCGACACACUACGCGCACAAAGUAGUCGGCUACAUCUCGCACGUACCCGACGACAGGCUGGCUGACGCCUUCGCCUUUCCCGGCUGGCUGUUCGACUACCCCGACUUGUGGGUGGCGGGGAAGCAUCUCAACACGAACGCAUCUCGCGUCGUCCUGGCCAGCAUCGUAGCCCGCUGCAUGGUGUGGGUUUGUGCACCGUGCGAUCCCACGGCCACAUCUGACUAUGCCGAGGUCGAACGCCUCGGCAAAGACGCUGUCGCCAGUGUUGUCUCCAGCGUUCCCUACUUCACCAAAUGGAGCGGCGACAGUACCACGACGCCGUUCUUUCCCUGCGGCGCGCCCACCGACCCCAAGUCCUUCGCCGGCAUGAUCUGCCUAUAUCCGCUGCUAGCGACAACCUUGAGCGAGUUCGCCACUGCUCGCCAGAAGAAGUUCAUACGCGGGAGAAUGGCCUAUAUGGCAGAGAUGACAGGCUUCAGACAGGCCGAACUAUUUUCAAGGAUGGGUAAGCCAUGA
Molecule: messenger RNA, 765 nt
Organism: Phaeoacremonium minimum UCRPA7
Lineage: Eukaryota; Fungi; Ascomycota; Sordariomycetes; Togniniales; Togniniaceae
Product: putative negative acting factor protein
Exons: 1
Coding region: 1-765 (254 amino acids)
Source: RefSeq, a predicted model, not a curated record